This is a messenger RNA of Metarhizium album ARSEF 1941, 1752 nucleotides long. RefSeq names its product MSF membrane transporter. Gene Ontology annotation, biological process: transmembrane transport. Gene Ontology annotation, molecular function: transmembrane transporter activity. The transcript is spliced from 2 exons. NCBI's taxonomy places the organism in Eukaryota, Fungi, Ascomycota, Sordariomycetes, Hypocreales, Clavicipitaceae. The coding region runs from base 1 to 1752 and encodes 583 amino acids. The record is from RefSeq and is a predicted model, not a curated record.
AUGUCGGACCCAGUCAAGGACAAACCGGAGUGGUCGCCCGCGGCGGACGAGGCGGCUCCCACGGCAGCCAACAAUGACGUCGGCUCAUGGGCAAACGCCAGCGGCCGAGAUUCCGACGACGCCGACUGCGAAACCAAACCAAACGACCUCUACAGCCCCCUGCCUACCCUGCGCGAAACCCACUCCGACAUGUACGCGAGCUCUCGGCGGAGGCGCGCAGAGUCGGUCUCGACAGCCACGGGAAGCCUGGCUCCAACGGCCGCGCGCGUCGACACGGUUCUUUCGCGAAUACGAUCGCGGCCGGUGCCCCAAUUCACGCACCCGCUGGCCCAUGUGCGCACGACCGAGGCAUCGCUCGUCAACUUUGACGGCCCUGACGACCCCUACCACCCGCUCAACUGGGUGGCGCAUAAGAAGGCGUCGACGACGCUGCUGUAUGGCCUCGUCACCAUGACGGCGACGUGGACGUCGUCUUCGUACUCGGCCGGCACCUCGCAGAUUGCGCGCGAGUUCCACGUCGGCACACAGGUCGCCACGCUCGGCACGGUGCUGUACCUGUUUGGCUUCGGGCUCGGACCGAUGCUGUGGGCGCCGCUCAGCGAGGUCUACGGGCGGCGCGUGGCCGUCAUGGUGCCCAUGGUCAUAUCUACGUGCUUCACCAUCGGCAGCGCCACCGCCAAGGAUCUCCAGACGCUCAUGUUGACGCGCUUCUUUGAUGCCUUUUUCGCCUCCGCGCCCGUGACCAACACCGGCGGCGUGCUCGGGGACAUGUACUCUCCUGAUGAGCGAGGCAUUGCCAUGGCGGGCUAUGCCAUGGCUGUUACUGGCGGCCCGGCGUUGAGUCCCAUCAUCUCGGCAGCCCUCGUCGAGCAGCCAUCCCUCGGGUGGCGCUGGACGCUGUACCUCUCGACCAUGCUGCAGGCCGUGGUGCUGGCCAUGGCCAUCAUCUUCAUCGACGAGAGCUAUCCGCCGAGCCUACUCGUCUGCAAGGCCCAGCGCCUGCGUUUCUCAACGGGCAACUGGGCGCUGCACGCGCAGUUUGAGGAAUGGGACAUUAGCGUGCGCGAGCUGGCAACCAAGUUCCUCCUGCGGCCGGUGCAGCUCCUCUGCACGCCCAUCUGCUUUCUCAUGGCGCUCUACGCCAGCUUCUGCUACGGCAUCCUGUACAUGCAGCUGGGGGCCAUCCCCAUCAUCUUUGGUGAGCUGCGCGGGUGGCGGCCUUUUGUGGCGUCGCUGCCGUUUCUGGCCGUCUUCAUGGGCGCCGCGCUCGGCUGCGUGCUCAACAUCUACAACCAGACCGUCUACAACAGAGCCUACCACGCCGCCGGCGACCGUGCCGUCCCGGAGAAGAGGCUGCCGCCCAUGAUGCUGGGCGGAGUCGUCUUCAGCGCCGGCCAGUUCCUGCUCGGGUGGACGGCCGAUCCGGGCGUCCACUGGGCCGCGCCGUGCCUGGGGCUCUUCAUGCUCGGCACCGGCUUCUUUACCAUUUUCCAGGCGGCGGUGAAUUACCUCGUCGACACGUUCCAGGCGCACGGUGCUUCGGCCAUUGCGGCAAAUACCUUUCUGAGGUCUUGCUUCGCCGGCGUCUUUCCGCUGGUUGUGGGGCCGCUGUAUCACAAUAUCGGCGUCGGGCCCGGUUCGAGCAUCACGGGGGGGAUUGCGGCACUGUUGAUUCCCGUGCCGUUUGUGUUUUACAAACAUGGGCGGCAGGCGAGGGCCAAGUCUCAGUGGUCUAAGGACUCUGUGUGUUGA